CUAGCCCCGCCCGUUCUGCCCCCAUACUGGUAAGUGUUGAGUGUUAUCUCUUAUUAGCAGGGAUGAAAGUAUUACCUUGCCCACCUAAACACACCACAAUCAGGAUAUUCUUGUAACCCUGUGUCAAGUGGUGCUGAAGGGUUCUUAAGAUCACACGUAGGCCAUUAUAUUUCACCCUGGUACCCCUGUGUGGAACCAAGUAACUUGUAACACUGCCCUACAGCACUCCCGGUCUGACCUUGUGCUGAGCUGACAUCAUCAGGAGAGAUGUCUCUCUGCGAUGGGACAGACUCUCCACACAGGGUUAUGCCAGCCCUGUGACUAAGUGCACACUAGCAAGUUCUCAGGAACUGGAGGGUGGCAUCUCAUUUGCUUAGAGAUCUGCAUCCUCCACCAAAAAUACACCCAGCCACCUCAAGGGAGGAAAAGAGCUGCUCGUGGGUGAGAUUACCAGCAGUGAACACUUCAGCCUCCCAGUGAUCUCUGGAAAUGGGUGGCUGCAAAAUCCAAUAGGCCCUGGGCCUCACUUUGUGUAGUCCAGUCUAGUGACAUUCCUCUCACAUGUCUGCAGAUGCAGGGACCUUCAGUCCCAUCCACUGUGCUUUAUGCAGAUGAGCACACAUGGACUAACCAGGCGGUGAUACAGGGUUUAAUGUCUGCAGCCACAGGAAUCCUGCCUGCUGGAUGGUCAGCAGUUCAAAUGCCUGGAGGUCAGGAAAGGGAUCUAGGAGUUGAAAGCUCUUUAGGACAAGUUUUAUGCCCUCUUACUUGCAUCCAGUGCUCAGCACAAUAGGACACCGGAUUCUGAUUGGAGCUUCUGCAAUAAUGGUCUUCAGCAUGUAUGUGAAGAGCACCAUUUCCUAGUCAGGAUCUCAAUGUGUUUGUGCACUGAGAGGUUAGAUGAGACUGCUAAGCAAUUGGACAAAACAGCAAGUACCUCUCCGCAGGGACUAAUCGGUUUUAGUCAGCGUCAUGCACAGCUGUAGCAUUCGUGAUCAUUUGCACCAACGGCACUGCCCCGACUCACUCUGUAGCCCCUCAGCCUCAUCUUCCCCACCAUAAAAACGGGGAUCGUGAUGCUUGUCUGUUGCCCAGGGAGGGCUGGGACGCAUAAAGCCCUUUGAGAGAGCUGGAGGGAAGAUGCUGUACAAACAUAUUGUCUGUUACACCCAGGCAGCAAGACAGUGCUGGGAACAGCACCCAGGAGCUGGCCCCUGCUGCCCCCCCCCCACCCAAAUGGAGCAAUUCCAACCCAAACCCUUCAUGAGAGGAUGUGCCAGAGAUGCUGGGAGGAUUUCAAAGGGACAGAAGGCCCAGUCCCAUGUCCAGUCUCACACAAUAGCACCAACUCUAAGCAUCCAAAAGUUACAGGUCCAAUCCUGAAAAAUCAUGACACUGGCUUAAAAAAAUCAUAAGGUCUUAAAAAAAAUACAUUUGGGGAGAACAAGCUGGUGGGAGAAAUCUGAAGUGCAAGAGAAACAAAAAAGAAUGAAUGACUCAAAAGAGCUUGAGGGAGCAGGUCACGAUAAUGAGACCAUCAAAAAAUGCACACAAACAGGCCAAAGAAGGCUACAAAGGCAGUUGCCAAGGCAAGAAUGGAGGCUAAAGAGGAAUUAAACAGAAAGCUGCAGGAAGCUGAUCACAGGAAAUCGGUUUUUGGGUUGGCAAAAAAAAGAGGAACUCUAAAGCACAAGAAAUGAAGAAAUCUUCCUAUGUGAAGGAUAGGUACUGUGUGGUGACUAACCCCAAACAGGUGGUAGGAGCUAUGGAAAAAAUAUUUCUAAAGGCUGUUAAAUGAGAAGAGAGUUGCAAGUGCGAGCACUGCUGAUAAUUUUGGGGAAGCCUCCAAAAGUAUAGAAGAGACAGAAGAAGCAAUGAAUAUGAUGAAGAAUGGUAAAGCAUUUGGAGAAGAUGAGAUAACUGUUGGUAUGAUCAAGGUAGUUGGAGAUACUGGAGUAAAGUGGCAUCACAGAUUACUCAGAGUUUGCUGGGAUCAAGCUAGGAUACCAGAUGACUGGAGAAUAGGGUUGAUUGUGCCUCUCUGGAAGGGUAAAGGUGAUGCAAAUGUUUUAUCUGAACAGCUAUCACAGCACCACCUUGUUAAGUCAGCCUCAAAGUCCUGGAGAGAAUUUUGAAGGCAAGGAUGAUGUGCAAGGUGGAGGAGGAUAUAGGAGAGGAGCAACAUGGCUUUAGGAAGGGAAGGAGCCAAUAGACACAUUUGCAAUGAGACAGAAGUUUAGAAGAGUAAUAAGUGGAGGGCAUAACUGCUAUGUAGCAUUUAUUGAUCUUGAGAAAGCAUAUGACUUGGUUCCAUGGAAGCUGGUGUUUGCAGUACUGAGAUAGAUGGGCAGGGGUGUUCGAGAAGUGGAGAUGAUAGACAAGUUGUAUCAAGGGUCAACAGCUAAGGUGAAAACAAUACGCACUAUUUCAGAAUUUGGAGGUAACAAUCAGAGUAAGACAAGGUGGUAUGCUGAGUCCACUUCUCUUCAUCCUAGUUAUGGAAUUAAUUAGUAUGAGAACCAAAUCUGUGGAGACACAGAGAAAGCUAACGUAUGCUGGUGACUUGGCCCUUUUGGUUGACAGCAAAGAGGAAUUGGUAAAUAUCCUAAUUUACUAAUUAGGGCCUCUGUGUUUGAAGGUAAACAUAAAGAUAACUGAAGUUGUGCAAGUAGGCAAGGCUGAAGAAGAGCUGUUGAUAAAAGUUUCAGGAGAGACGCUGAAUCAGAGGAAUUUGUGUACUUGGGAAAUACACUUAGUACCACUGGAGAGAGACAUGGGGAGGGGGAGGGGAGGGAAAGAACCCAAUGGGCAGCAGUGAAAAAAGUGGCAGUAUUACUGCGGGAGUGGCAAUUAACUAACAAGCUGAAAGGAAGUGUUAUGUUGCCUGCAUUUGUCCCUGCCUGCUCUACAGUUUGGAAACAGUGGGUCUUACGGAGAUGGAAGAGAAAACAAAAGAUAUAGGUAGCAGAAAAUACUAUACUGAGGAGAAUAGCAGGCAAGCGGAGGUAGACAGAGCACACAGGGAGGAAGAUAGGGGGAAGCUGAACUUCGGACUCUCAAUGACAGAUAGGCAGGAGAGCACCAGUGCCCGUUUGACACGGGCUGGGCGCGUGAUAAGAAUGGGAGAGCAACCAGCGAAGAAAGCACAGGAGGAAGAGGACAGCAAGAAAGGGCACAGAAGACCAAUGAUACAAUGGAGUCAGUCAAGAGAAGUUUGAAAAAAGGGCUGGAACUUCGAGUCCUAGACCUACGAACCCAAGUUAUGGACCCAAAGGAGUGGCAAAGAAUCAUGGGCACCUCUGGGUCUGUGUAAAUGGAAAAGAGGUCAAGAAAUGAAAUUAAUUAAUGCGAGGCUCACUGUAUUUGCCUCAUGUUAUAUGAGUCUCCGGGUGCACGCACGGUCAUGAUUUCCAGAUUUUCUCUGCAACCAUGACGGCUAGAAACUUACUUAACUCAGAAGGGCUGAUUCUUGUGCAAUCUCCAGCAGCUGAGGCCUUAGGAGCGAACACUAAGAAUCAUGAGACUCACAGUAAAGCGCCACGCCCCACGCCAGGCACUUCCGCGUCGCGCCCUCCCCUGCAGCACUAUGGGAAAUGGAGUCUUCGCCGUCCAGCAGCCUGCGCGGGUCACAGAGACGGGGAGAAGAGAACUCAGCGCCGCUCUAUGAUCCAAGGCAUCCGGCGGUGCCCCUGGCCUCUGUCUGAGCGCUUCCGGUUCCGCCGGCCGGACCGGUCGCCAAUGGCUGUGCGGUCUCCAUGGGGAUGGAAGAUGGCGGCCCGAGACCCAUAUCCCCUCCCCACGGACUCCAGAGCUCAGCUGUAGGGAGCAGGGAGAGGCUGUGGUGCAGGAGGGGAGCCUAAGCCCCUCUGGCCCUGAGGAUGAGCUGGCUCCGUUCUCUGGAAUGCACAUGCUGAGGGACCGCAGCCCUGGGAAAGGAAGAUGCU
Molecule: messenger RNA, 3944 nt
Organism: Mauremys mutica (yellowpond turtle)
Lineage: Eukaryota; Metazoa; Chordata; Testudines; Geoemydidae
Gene: TMEM138
Product: transmembrane protein 138
Exons: 4
Coding region: 3430-3822 (130 amino acids)
Cellular component (GO): cilium
Source: RefSeq, a predicted model, not a curated record